AAUGAAAAACUUUUGAAACCAUGAGGACUUACACUGUUCUUAUAAUAACCAGCUGUGGUGGUGGCUCUUGAAUUUGAAGUCGCCAACGUUCGCUUAUUUCUACAUCCACGCAAAAUGAAAGCAAUAAACUUCUCAGCAGUUGUCCUGAUUGGUGGAACUUCAGCUCGAGCGCUUGCCAGAGAUUCCAUCUGCUCCGCCCAGUCGGCUACGGAGUUUGCAAUCACAUACGGCGAGCCUUUAGCUUCUUACGUACAAGCAUGCGCAGGCCCUCCGAACGGCCCCCCUAUAAAUCAAUUAUAUAAGAAUACAGCGUUGGCAACGCCUCAACAGACGGCCAUAGUGAGCCCAAAUGUAGACACCCUGUACAUGAAUCAGUGCUACGAUAUAUCGCGGAGAGAUAUAGCGAUCACGAUACCAGAGGUAGAUUCCAACAGAUACUAUGGUGUCUCCUUCUAUACCCCUGAGGGAGACAACUAUCUUAACCUUGGUACACUUGCACAUACCAAGGCAGGGAAAUACCUCCUUACGCCUGCCGUUUCUUCGACCACUGCUGGAGAAAUAGUGGCAGAACCUAACUCGACAUAUCAAGGGACAAUCUAUGCGCCCAGGACGCUCGGAUACCUUCUUAUCAGGAUUGUACUAAAGGACCAGGACGGCGACGUAAAAGCAGUGAACAAAAUCCAACAAGGGUUCAGUACGAAUACUAUCGAACGAUGUGGGAAGCCGAUCGGCCCCGAGUUAAACAGCGGUUUGUUUGCGAACAUAUCGCAUUCGAAGGUUGAGAAUCUUCUUGGACUUAUCGCACGCUUUCAUGAGACGGUGCCUCUGACCAACGACAAACCUUUACUGCCUACGAAAACUACAUCGGAACUUUUACUUGCGGGCAUUGGUAGGAACGGGUCUUACCAACGCCCUAGUUGCGUCAACCUAGCGGAGGCUUAUAAGGCAGCUAACAGUUCGAUCGGCAAUUACACGCGUUCGCUGGAGUUUGUCAAGAAGCUGAGCAACGGAUGGGUGAUGCCUCGCCCCUCUCUCAUCGGGACGUACGGCGACAAUUAUAAAGCGCGAGUUGCCGUUGCCCGCUUCGGAUACCUUGCCUUGACAAACGACCAAGCUCUCUAUCCGGUCUACCUCGGAGAGUUCGCACUUGGAACUAACGAGUCCUAUACACUGCGAUUCGCAAAAAAACCGCCGGUAACUGACGUUGGCUUCUGGAGCGUCACGCUGUAUAAUUUGCAGAAAGAACUGGUCUCGAACUCGAUCAACCGUUACUCCCUAGGCGACCGUAGUAACCUUACUUUCUCCGACGGGACUCCUGUGUACGGCACGAGCGCUGAUGUACCCUUCGAUAUCCUCGUACAGGCGUCUGAACCACCUGCAAAUUGGACAUCGAACUGGCUCCCGUCGCCAAACACUCCAGGUUCUUUCAAUAUGAUUCGUAAGCCGCGAGCCCUUACGAGAUAAUUAGCAAGGCUUGCACUGGGUGCUAACCGCUUUAUAGUACGUUUCUAUGCACCGAGCGACGGUCUAAGUAAUGGCUCGUACACAUAUCCACAAGUUAUCAAAGGUCCAGCGCAUCUAGGUUAAAUACCUGGUUAGGUCAAGUACCUAAUCUAAACGUCGGUCAAAUGCUCGAGCCCGUUCCAACGAUACCGUAGAAGGGGAGGAUUUGGAGAAUCAGAGCGGACGCCAUUGCCCAACUCAUCAACAUGGUAAUCAAUAGGAUGCAGAGUUUCGUCUUGGUCCUUAUCGAAGGUUAGAUUCAUGUUACGAUUGGUCGCCCCUUCAGGUGUUAGGGUAGGUGUACCAUGCACGGGAUUGGGCUUGGGUAUUGUGGGAUGAGUGUACUGUCAGGUAUAUAAAAAAGAAAAAGAUGCUUAUUUUUUUUAUUUAUUUUUUUCUUUACAAACGACAUUCACUCAUGCUCGAGAGAGAGCAAGGGAGCCACGUGGCUCAUGAGUGGGUGGCACAUUCAUAAGUAUCCUCGUAAAGACUUGCCAAUCAUAUUACGCUAAAUCCUAGAAAAGGCAACUGUACCAGGUACCUAAGAUACGCGGUUCUGAGCUUCACUCAGAGGGUUUGGUCAACAUGAUCCUAUAAGAACUAGAUAAAAUAUAGGUUCGUCAAUUUCAAA
Molecule: messenger RNA, 2134 nt
Organism: Daldinia caldariorum
Lineage: Eukaryota; Fungi; Ascomycota; Sordariomycetes; Xylariales; Hypoxylaceae
Exons: 4
Coding region: 115-1464 (449 amino acids)
Source: RefSeq, a predicted model, not a curated record